This is a messenger RNA of Adineta steineri, 2004 nucleotides long. NCBI's taxonomy places the organism in Eukaryota, Metazoa, Rotifera, Eurotatoria, Adinetida, Adinetidae. The record is from the annotation of a GenBank genome assembly.
AUGAUUAUUCGAUGCAUACGUUAUGCUUCUUCUUCUUCUUCGAUAACAAAAAAGAUAGAAAAGCCUGUAGACGAUUACACAUAUUGUAUAAAUAGUGUACGUAAAGCUGAUUAUGAAAAUUUUUUAUGUACAGGAUUAUUACGUCCAUCAUUAAUUCAACGUCCAGCAAUGGCUAUACGAGCAUUAAAUGUUGAACUUGCAUUAAUACGUGAUCAAGUAUCAAAUACUCAAAUUGGACAAAUGAGACUUCAAUUUUGGCGUGAAACAAUCGAUUCAAUUUAUUCAUCAUUAAAUGAAAAUACAAAUAGAAAAAUUAAUCAUCCCGUUGCACGUGAAAUUAAUUUAAGUAUUAAAUACAAUCAAUUAUCAAAAUUAUGGUUUCAUAGAUUAAUUAAAAGUCGAGAAAUAACAUUAAAUGAUAUGCCAUUUUCAGAUAUUGAACAAUUAGAGAAUUAUCUUGAACAAUCAAUUACACCUACAUAUUAUCUUUUACUUGAAUUAGCUAAACAACGAACAUUAAAUGCUGAUCAUAUUGCUUCACAUUUAGGUCGUUCUCAAGGUCUAAUUAAUAUUGUCCGUGGCAUCCCAUAUAAUGCUCAUAAACGUCGUUGUCUUAUUCCUCUUUCCUAUCUUAAUGAACACAAAGUAUCUCAACAAGAUAUAAUUAAUGGUCAAUUUUCUAAUGAACAAUUUCGUCAAGUUAUAUAUCAAUUAUGUAAUCGAUCUUGUUUUCAUUUACAGAAAACAAUUGAAUUAUUUGAACAAGAUAAAAUUUUUCAAAAACAAUCUUUAUUUUCUUCAUCAACAAAUUCUACACGUAGUUUAUUUUUACCAAUUAUUGUUAUAUAUGAUUAUUUAAAACGUAUAAAAAAUAUUGAUUUUGAUCUAACAAAUAAACAUAUUAAUGAAAGAAAUCCAUGGCUUAUUUGGAAUUUAUAUAAGUACAAAAUGUUUGGUAGUACUGCAGCGGCAGCAACUCAAAAAGAUGUUGAAGUUGCUCAACCACCAGAUGAUGCUAUAUCAUGUAUGAAAUUUUCUCCAGCAUCAGUUCCACAAACAUAUUUAAUUGCAAGUUCAUGGGCAAAUGAUAUUCGAUGUUGGGAAAUACAAGCUAACGGACAGUCUGUUGCUAAAGCAAUGCAAAAACAUGAUGCACCUAUAUUAAGUUGUUGUUGGUCAGAAGAUGGCUCAAAAGUAUUUACAGCUGGUUGUGAUAAAACAGCUAAAAUGUGGGAUUUACAAGCAAAUACAUUUGUUCAAAUAGCAGCACAUGAUCAACCAAUACGAACUAUUCAUUAUAUUCAACGACCAACUUAUUCAUGUGUUAUGACUGGUGGCUGGGAUCGAACUGUUAAAUUUUGGGAUAUGCGUCAAGCUCAACCAUUAAAACAAUUAGCGCUUAAUGAACGUGUCUAUGCAGCUGAUGUUUUAGGUCCAAUGGCUGUUAUAACAACAGCCGAUCGUGCUUUACAAGUCUAUUCACUUGAUCAAGGACCAACUGAAUAUAAAAAAAUGGAAUCAUUACUUAAAUAUCAACAUCGAUGUAUAUCAAUUUUUACUGAUAAAUCUCGAAAUCCAAAUGGAUUUGCUGUUGGUUCAAUUGAAGGUCGUGUUGCUAUUAUGUAUGUUGAUACAGCAAAUCCAAGUGCUGAUAAUUUUACAUUUAAAUGUCAUCGUUCAACACCAGCAGCACCAGCUAAUACACAAGAUAUAUUUUCUGUUAAUGAUAUUGCUUUUCAUCCUGUACACGGUACAUUAGCUACAGUUGGUAGUGAUGGUCGAUAUAGCUUUUGGGAUAAAGAUGAACGUACAAAAUUAAAAACAAGUGAUGUUAUUAAUGAUCAACCAGUUGCAUGUUGUUCAUUUGAUGCUCGUGGACAAUUAUUUGCUUAUGCAAGCUCAUAUGAUUGGCAUAAAGGACAUGAAGGAAAUAGUCAAACGAAAAAGAACACAAUCUUUUUACGACAAUGUUUCGAAGAAAUGAAGCCAAAACCAAAAAGAUAA